AUGUCUAAGGGAGUCAUUCGGUGGAGGCAAAGCAGGCAGGCUUUCAACUUCUCCUCACUGCUGCCGAGCGCCAAGCGAGAUCGCUGGAAAGCGGCGGAGCUUCCCGGAGCAGGAGCCUGCCCAUGGCCAGCCUGCGGCGGGGGAUUUGACGCCGUUCCCUUGAAGCCACUUGACCAACCCCCGCCGCCACCUCACUCAGCGAUGUCUUAUUCCCCGCUCUCCGCCUGCACUUGCCUGUGGUUACAUUACCUGCUGCUCUGCAUCCAAGUCCAGAUGUUUGUUGCUGAAGAAAAUGUGGAUUUUCGGAUACAUGUGGAAAAUCAGACGCGAGCAAGAGACGAUGUCAGCAGGAAGCAGCUCAGACUUUAUCAGCUCUACAGCAGAACCAGUGGGAAGCAUAUCCAGGUGCUGGGAAGGCGGAUUAGUGCCAAAGGAGAAGAUGGAGACAAAUAUGCCCAGCUUCUAGUGGAAACAGACACAUUUGGCAGUCAAGUCCGGAUCAAAGGGAGAGAGACAGACUUUUACCUUUGCAUGAACAGGAAAGGCAAGCUAGUAGGGAAGCCAGAUGGCACCAGCAAAGAAUGUGUCUUCAUUGAAAAAGUCUUGGAGAACAACUAUACAGCUCUGAUGUCAGCAAAGUACUCGGGCUGGUAUGUUGGAUUCACCAAAAAAGGGAGGCCUCGGAAAGGGCCCAAGACCCGGGAGAACCAGCAAGAUGUCCACUUUAUGAAACGAUAUCCAAAGGGACAAGUGGAGUUACAGAAACCUUUCAAGUAUACCACAGUGACGAAGAGGACUAGGAGAAUACGACCAACCAACCCCAGUUAA
This is a messenger RNA of Thamnophis elegans (Western terrestrial garter snake), 828 nucleotides long. It is a transcript of the gene FGF18, whose product is annotated as fibroblast growth factor 18. Gene Ontology annotation, biological process: animal organ morphogenesis; positive regulation of protein phosphorylation; regulation of cell migration. Gene Ontology annotation, molecular function: type 2 fibroblast growth factor receptor binding; type 1 fibroblast growth factor receptor binding; growth factor activity. Lineage: Eukaryota; Metazoa; Chordata; Lepidosauria; Squamata; Natricidae. Gene Ontology annotation, cellular component: cytoplasm. The record is from RefSeq and is a predicted model, not a curated record.